Messenger RNA from Helianthus annuus (common sunflower), 969 nucleotides. RefSeq lists its product as uncharacterized. Bases 1 to 969 code for a protein of 322 amino acids. The transcript has a single exon. NCBI's taxonomy places the organism in Eukaryota, Viridiplantae, Streptophyta, Magnoliopsida, Asterales, Asteraceae. The record is from RefSeq and is a predicted model, not a curated record. Gene Ontology annotation, molecular function: nucleic acid binding; zinc ion binding.
AUGUCAACCACAUCUGCAUCAUCAGAUUCUUCAUCUGGUGCAACUCCAACAUCAAACCAAGGUGAACAAAUUCCAAGUUUUACAAAUCUUGCCAAUCUAAUUUCUAUCAAAUUAGAUGGUGAAAAUUAUCUAGCGUGGAAACAUCAUAUAGUCACAAUACUUAAGACUAUGGGACUUUUAUCUUACUUAAAGAAGGAUGUCUCUCCUCCUGCAGAAGACUCUGCUAAUCGAGCCCACUGGGAGAAGGCAUACAGUUAUGUCUAUGCUUGCUUGAAUGCAACAUUAUCUCCUUCAAUUGCUCACAUCGCAAUAGGUACUUCAUCAGCCUCUGAAUUACGGUUUGUUAUAGAAGAAACAUAUUUUCAACAACUUUUUGCCAAACAAAUGCAACUAAGAACAGAAUUUCAAAUAAUGAAAAAAAUGACCUUUCAAUUACAAGCUAACUAUGACAAAGCUAAACAGCUGGCUGAUUCAUUAAAGGCAGUCGGUGAUCCAAUCACCGACUCGUCACUUGUUCUACAAACUUUACACGGGUUGAAUGAUAACUUCACUCCAAUCCAACUAAAUAUUGAAAGCAGCAACGUAUUACCAACAUUUCAUCAAGUGAAAUCAAAACUACUCACGUAUGAGGGUCGACUAAGCCAACAAGAAAUUCACAACAUACUUGUUAGUGCGAUGGCAGCUAUGACUAUGAAACCACCACAUCAGGGAAACCCCGAUCGCUCAAGCCCCGAUCGCUCGGUCAUCUGUCAAAUAUGUGAUAAAGUUGGCCAUCGAGCAAAUAAUUGCUACCAACUUCGAUAUCCUCAAUCGCAGAAUUAUCGAGGAGGUGGUAGUUGCGGCCGUUGGCGUGGUGGAAAUAGGCGUGGUGGUCGGAAUAAUGGAAAUCACUGGAGCGGUAGUCAAUUUUCCUCUGGUUGUGCUUGGUCUAACAAAAAAUCUCCUAUCUAUUACACAACUUGUCAUUGA